Messenger RNA from Strongylocentrotus purpuratus (purple sea urchin), 1689 nucleotides. It is a transcript of the gene ubac2, whose product is annotated as ubiquitin-associated domain-containing protein 2. The transcript is spliced from 9 exons. The record is from RefSeq and is a predicted model, not a curated record. Gene Ontology annotation, molecular function: protein binding; serine-type endopeptidase activity. The coding region runs from base 125 to 1297 and encodes 390 amino acids. Lineage: Eukaryota; Metazoa; Echinodermata; Echinoidea; Camarodonta; Strongylocentrotidae.
UCUAAUGACGUCGAUAAUCACUCAUGCAUAUAAAACUGUGUGAUACAACUGCGGCGACACUGCACUGAUCUUGCACAAUUACCAACUUUCAUGUACUUAUUACAUUUAAAAAACAGUGUGAAAGAUGUCACAGCCAUACAGUCCAUCAGGAUUUUAUAAGACUCCUGUCAGCAAAGCUCUCCUGAUCCUUGGAAGCGUAAUCUCCGGCUCUCUGGUUUUACUAGGUCCGAAAUACCAGAACUACUUUGUCUACUCCAAUGAUUAUCUGCUAGCUGGCAGCGAGUUAUGGCGCCUGGUGACCUGCAAGUUGGCCUUUCUUGAGAUUCAUUCGCUGCUCCUUGGAGCAUCACUGUUCUACCACUUCAGAGUAUUGGAGAGGCGGUAUGGAUCAGCAAAAUUUGUUUCAUUUCUUGUAGCUAAUGGUCUGUUUUGUAUCGGAGCUGAAGUGGCCGCCAUAUUCGCAUUAGAGGCGCUAGAGUACAGGGUAUUGCCUCAUACGUUGUGUGGACCGCAAAGCAUUGUACUUUCAAUGUUUGUACCGUUCUUUAUGGACAUUCCCAACGUUUCAUCGCAGAGUCACUUUCUGGCCGAUGUUGUCGCAGGGAAGUGGGUAUCAUACAUCUUGGGUAUCUAUUUGACAACCCUCACACACACAACACCUCUUGCCAUCGCCUAUGGGAUCACGGCAGGCAUCCUCUAUCGUCUAAACUUCCUGUACGUCAAAACAUGGGUGACGAUUCCACAGACGUUGUCGUCUCUCUGUCACGGGGCGUUCGGUUGGCUGCUGUCCUCUCGUCCGCCAAGCGAGGGCGCUGUGCCCAUGGGUGCAACGCUGGAGAUCCAGAGGCAGCAGAGGACGGAGUUGAUGGAACAGAGGAUGCUGCUCGCUCAGGCUCAGAGGUUCAGGAGUAUUCAGAGACAAAAUGCUAUUAGGAGACCGAUAAGACAAACUUUUCCUUUGAGGAGACAGGAAGGGAGUAGUGGCCCUCGUCAGCAGAACAGUGUGAGGAACGGUGAGCCUAACGGAGGUAUAAACUUCCCACCAGCAAACGGCUCGACCCCGCCCGUCACCAGUCCCCCUUCCCCGUCACCGCCACCACCACCACCACCACCGCCGGUGUCCCAAGAUGCCUCUGAUCAGCCCAGUACCAGCAGGGCUCAUGGCGGAUCUGAUACAGAAGAAGACAAGAUCGAGCAGCUCGUUGAUAUGGGAUUCAACCGCGGGGCCGUGAUGCAAGCUCUGACCAUGUCAAACAAUGACGUAACCAUGGCGACAUCAGUACUGCUCCAGGAGUGAACGAAUCAGGAGCAUUUGUCGUGCAAUAUGAGAGACAGAUUGAGUACUACGUGUCAAUUUCUAUGUGGCUCAUUGUUGAGUUCUGUUAUGUUCUAAUUCACUGAAAUGUAAAUUAUCUCCAUUGACUUUGAACCAUUGCAUACACAUAAUUUGGGCCCUGUCUUAGAAAGAGUUGCCAUUAUUGAAUUCAAAUCAAUUAAAACUUGAUCACCCUAACUUUGCCAUAACAGAUCAGUAAAGUUGAUGAGAAGAUAUAUCUUGAGUAGCCUUUGGGUGGAUAUGAUGCAUAUUAUAAAUACCUGCAUUAUCAUCAUUUUUUAUUUAUUAUUAUAAGUACUUUAGUUUACUCAAGCCAAUAACUGAGUGAAAUACAUAUUCCUGACUUCAAGCCC